AUGUCAAACUCAGUUCAUUACUUUUUAAAGAUAAAACCUUACACUGAAAUAUCUUCUUUAUCAGAAUUUAAUACAGUCAUUAAAACAAAUUCUCGUGUCGUUGUUGACUUCUAUGCAUCAUGGUGUGGUCCUUGUAAAAUGAUUAGUCCAGUCUUUAUUGAACUAGCACAAGACUAUCCCCUUAUUAAAUGUAUUAAAGUAAAUGUAGAUACUUCACCUGAAAUAGCAAGAGAGUGUGGUAUCCGGUCAAUGCCAACUUUCAGAUUUUAUAGACAAGGAGGACUAGUAAAAGAAUUUACUGGAGCCAACCCAUCUCAUUUAAAAUAUGAAUUUUCCCAUCUCUAA
Molecule: messenger RNA, 345 nt
Organism: Entamoeba dispar SAW760
Lineage: Eukaryota; Evosea; Mastigamoebida; Endamoebidae
Product: thioredoxin-3, mitochondrial precursor, putative
Exons: 1
Coding region: 1-345 (114 amino acids)
Source: RefSeq, a predicted model, not a curated record